GUAUUGAAUAGGGACUUUUCAAGUUACUAGAAUCAGCUGUUAAUGUCCAUCCCUUUUUAUCGCUGACUGUCUUUUUCUAUUUAUUGCUUGACAGAUGUCUUUUCCAUUAAGAAUUAACGUCACGGCUGCCUUGACCAGUUCAGUUUUUAGUUAGAUGCAGAUGUGAACAAUUAUUGUUUAGAAAUAUAGUGCUAGUAUUGAACGUUAAAAAUGGCAGCUAGAAACCUAACAGAAGCUUUUAUUAUUAUGCGAAACAAUGCCUUACAAACAAAACAUAUAUAUGCAGAACAGAAUUUAUCGGAUAGAAUGGCCCUUGUCGGUCCAGAAAAUGUAAGUUCAGAUGGUGUGGAAUUGAGAGGUAUAAAUUUGGGCAAUACAGCUCCUCCGCCUUGGAUAGAUUCUUUAGAAGAAACACAAUAUAUUCUCAGUCGCUUGAAGACUAAAGUAGAUAGUUUAAUAGAAUUACAAUCAAAACAACUUACCAGGCCUACAUUAGAUGACAACUCCCAAGAAGAACGCCAAAUGGAACAGUUGACUCGUGAGAUAGGUAGAGCAUUUUCUAGUGGAUUUAGACAAGUACAAACAAUCAGAUCAGCUGCUAAACAUGAAACAAAGCAUGCAGAGAAGCAGCUUGCAGUAAGUGCAGUAAUGGCUCUGUCUUCUGCCUUGCAAGAAUUAGGAUUGCGCUAUCGCUCAGCACAACAGGAUUAUUUACAAAAAAUAAACUCAAGAGAAGAGAGAAAUAGGCUAUUUUUUGAUGAUGAACCAUUUAACAUGAUGAAUAAAACAGACUACUGGCUUAAUGAAUCCACGAGUAGUGAACCUACUUCAAGUAUGUGGCAAGGACAACAGCGUCAAGAUCAUGUUCUCCUCCAGCUUGACGAUGUGGAGCAAGAUAUUAGAAUAGCAGUUGAAAGGGAACAGGAGGUAGAAAAUAUUGUUCAAAGUAUUUCGGAGCUUCAAAAUGUAUUUAAGGAACUCGCGGUUAUGGUGCAAGAUCAAGGAACUGUUUUAGAUAGAAUUGAUUAUAACAUGGAACAAACUCAAGUCCAAGUACAAGAAGGGUGCCAACAACUGAAAAAAGCAGAGUCAUAUAAGACAAGUAAUCGUAAAAUGUAUUUCAUUUUGAUACUUAUAGGAUCAAUCUUUUCAUUAAUAUUCUUUUAUGUCAUAUUCAAAUCUUAGUCACAGUUUUACUCUAUCAUUUCUGUACAUUUUUGAAACUUUAUCUUAUGUUCUUUAGUCAAAGCCACUCAAACUAAAAGAGUCAUAGACUUUUUUUAACGUAACAGGGAAGAUUAAUGCUUUUUUAAUUGAACGUUUAAGUUAAACGUUUGAAAAAUAGACUUUUUAGAAUUUAGAACUCCGCGAAGGAUCUCGGAUACUUUUUAUCGUCUACAUAGUGGAAAUAUAAUUUGGUACAUAUUCGCAUAUAAUAUACAUUAUAAUUCCAGAUGUAGAGCAAAUAAUGCAGUCUAUGUACUAAGUUUAAAAUAAUUUAAAGCUGCUAUAGCUUGAAUAUUUUAUGCAAAGGUAACGGCGCUUACGGUUUGAGGAAUAUGAAAUUCAAAAACAGCAUUUAGUCAUAAUUUUAGGAUCGUCCGAACAAAAUACGCGAUAUACUUUAAGGAAGGUGGAAACGCUACGUUACAUUCAGACUGAUCUUUUACUUAAAACAUUAUUGUCUUAUAUAGCUGUACUUCUUUUUAUUUUUUAAGGAAGUUAGUUGUUAUUGAUGUCGUCGGUGUCUUUCAACCUUACGAGAAUUCCAUUAUGUAUUUAAAAACAAACUAUAUUCUGGUGAAUACCAUUGAGAUGUAAAACUAUAUUGAAUAUAACGCAUACCUCGUGUACAAACGUGAAACAUAAAUUAUCAAUUGUAAGAAAAGAUGACGAUGUUGAAUGGAAAUAUAAAUAUGUUUAUGUUACAUAUAAA
This is a messenger RNA of Nasonia vitripennis (jewel wasp), 1936 nucleotides long. It is a transcript of the gene Syx16, whose product is annotated as syntaxin-16. The coding region runs from base 211 to 1185 and encodes 324 amino acids. The transcript has 5 exons. Lineage: Eukaryota; Metazoa; Arthropoda; Insecta; Hymenoptera; Pteromalidae. Gene Ontology annotation, molecular function: SNAP receptor activity; SNARE binding. Gene Ontology annotation, cellular component: SNARE complex; membrane; endomembrane system. Gene Ontology annotation, biological process: vesicle fusion; vesicle-mediated transport; intracellular protein transport. The record is from RefSeq and is a predicted model, not a curated record.